CAUCAAGGAGAAGAACCCUGAGCGGUCCUGUUCACUCGCUGCUAGAGGACGUUGGUGUCACAGAGGAAAGGGGCUCGUCGACUAUUUUUGUUUUUUACCAAACUAAACACAAAGAAGAACCGAAAGAAAGAUGUUUUCCCGUGCAGUGAGACCCACCCUCAGCCUGGCCCGGAGCCUUUCCACCUCCUCGCAGAACCACGCCAAGGUGGCGGUGCUAGGCGCCUCUGGAGGCAUAGGCCAGCCGCUGUCCCUGCUCCUGAAGAACAGCCCGUUGGUGAGCCAGCUCUCCCUCUAUGAUAUCGCUCACACGCCCGGGGUGGCCGCCGACCUCAGCCACAUCGAAACCAGAGCCCAGGUGAGCGGCUACAUCGGCCCUGACCAGCUGGACGCCGCUCUGCAGGGCUGUGAGGUGGUGGUUAUCCCGGCCGGCGUGCCGAGGAAACCCGGUAUGACCCGGGACGACCUGUUCAACACCAACGCCACCAUUGUAGCUAACCUGGCGGACGCCUGCGCACGCAACUGCCCCGAGGCCAUGAUCUGCAUCAUCGCUAACCCCGUCAACUCCACCAUCCCGAUCACCGCGGAGGUAAUGAAGAAGCACGGCGUGUACAACCCCAACAGGGUGUUCGGGGUCACCACCUUGGACAUUGUCAGGGCCAACACCUUCGUGGCGGAGCUGAAAGGCCUGGAUCCGGCUCGGGUCAACGUCCCUGUGAUUGGCGGUCACGCUGGGAAGACCAUCAUCCCCCUGAUCUCCCAGUGCACCCCUAAGGUGGAGUUCCCUGCCGACCAGCUGACCGCCCUCACCGAGCGGAUCCAGGAAGCCGGCACAGAGGUGGUCAAAGCCAAGGCUGGAGCGGGUUCCGCCACCCUGUCCAUGGCUUACGCAGGUGCUCGCUUCACCUUUUCCGUCCUGGACGCCAUGAACGGGAAGGAGGGCGUGGUGGAGUGCGCCUUCGUCAGGUCCGAGGAGACGGAGUGCAAGUACUUCUCCACCCCCCUGCUGCUGGGAAAGAACGGCAUCGAGAAGAACCUGGGCCUGGGCAAGCUGUCUGCGUUUGAGGAGAAGCUGGUAGCCAGUGCCAUCGGUGAGCUGAAGGCCUCCAUCAAGAAAGGAGAGGACUUUGCAGCCAACAUGAAGUAAAGUGCAGCUGCUUGGGGUCAAGAAAUAACACCGGUGAUGGAUAUUCGGUCUUAAAAUGCAUCAGACUAUCUAAACAUCCAUCAGUGUUUCCUCUUUUUCUGUUGGCAGUAGGGUCAUUUUGUUUUGACUUUAUUUUUGUUUUUCCCCCUUUAUCGACCACAGCUUUGUCAUGUGUGUAUAAUUCAUGCCCAUUCUCUACUGUAAUGUGAUAAUUAUAUUUUUGCAAAUCUGAAUGCAUUCUGACUUUUCUGCUGUGAACAAGGAGGGACGCUGUCAUACCUGCUGAUGCUUAAACGGUUGUUGUUACUGAAGAGCAAAAUAUUCACUCCACCAAUAAACCGAUGAACUUUAAAA
Messenger RNA from Cyprinodon variegatus (sheepshead minnow), 1498 nucleotides. It is a transcript of the gene mdh2, whose product is annotated as malate dehydrogenase 2. Gene Ontology annotation, cellular component: cytoplasm; mitochondrion. Bases 131 to 1144 code for a protein of 337 amino acids. Lineage: Eukaryota; Metazoa; Chordata; Actinopteri; Cyprinodontiformes; Cyprinodontidae. Gene Ontology annotation, molecular function: L-malate dehydrogenase (NAD+) activity. The record is from RefSeq and is a predicted model, not a curated record. Gene Ontology annotation, biological process: tricarboxylic acid cycle; malate metabolic process. The transcript has a single exon.